Eruca vesicaria subsp. sativa (arugula) is the source of this 501-nucleotide messenger RNA. NCBI's taxonomy places the organism in Eukaryota, Viridiplantae, Streptophyta, Magnoliopsida, Brassicales, Brassicaceae. The record is from the annotation of a GenBank genome assembly.
AUGUCAGUGGCUUCACCGAUUCAAUGUAUCAGGAUUCUUAAUCUUUCAUCUUCUACAACUUCGCCGUCUUUCAGAUUCUCAACGACUAAGUCAUGUGUCUUCGUCAUCAGAUGUUCUCAGGCCGCCGAAGGUCCCUUGAGAAGGCCCUCUGCUCCUCCUACUUUCCGUGAGCUUUCACCUCCCGUAAAAACUGUUCCUCCUACGCCGUCGUCUUCUCCUCCGCCACCUCCGCAGGUGGCUGUUGAUGGUAAGGGUGUAACAACGGUGGAGUUUCAGAGGCAGAAGGCCAAAGAGCUUCAGGAUUACUUUAAGCAGAAGAAGCUUGAAGCUGCUGGUCAAGGUCCCUUCUUUGGAUUUCAACCCAAAAACGAAAUCUCCAAUGGAAGGUGGGCUAUGUUUGGUUUUGCGGUUGGAAUGCUUACAGAAUAUGCAACAGGCUCAGACCUUGUCGACCAAGUUAAAAUCCUUCUCUCCAAUUUCGGAAUUAUAGACUUGGAAUAA